UUACUGACAGUAACCAGCGUGAGAAACUUGGUAUGAAAUUUUGAGAAACUCCAGAAUGACCAAUGAAGCAAGUUUUAAAAUAGGAUUAUUGGUGUGACUACAGUGAUGGGAAAGAACAGCUGGGGACAACAAGGUAAACUUUGUGUAUUAUUAAAAUGAUCUGUUGACAGAGAGUGUUAAUGGUGAUACUUCCAUUUGCCACAUCAACUGCUUUUUGUCUGCUACUUGAAAAAUUGCUGCAGACAAGGAAUAAAGAAACCAUGAUAUAUCUAUUGUAUUUUUGCAACAUUUCUGAAAAUCACUGUCCUUCUGUGGUGAAAAUGAAAUUCUUCCAAUUCUAAGUUAAUGAGAAUAGGCUUAGGAGGGUUGACAGUGGUUGCCAGCAGAACAUCUUUUUUGUAGAACAGAAUGCAGGAGAAACCAAGACAAACCUGGAAAGCUUGAAAGGGACUCAUUGUGGUGAUGAGGCACAUCUACUGCAGUCAUUGGUCCACACAUAUUUCAGAGGUUAUGGAGAAACCUUAUAUCAUGUGCUGUAUUCACACCAACAGUUACAGUGAUUUGUUUUUCACUACUCUUUCAUCUUUUGGGUUUACUGAGCAUUUCUGAAAAAUAUUAUUUCAAGUGGAAAAAAACUUUUAAGUUUGUAUCUCAGCAUCUCUAUUUUCUAAUAGUUCAGCUUUCUUAUAUUCCAAAAGGUUUCUAUUUAUUUUAGCCUAAGGAAUUUGCUAUCAAGUUUAAACCUGCCCAUUUUCAACCAGCAAAUAGAACUGCAGUUGGUAGAGAAGUGUUUGGAGGUUGUGUGAUAAUUAUUUUGACUCAAUUUUAGCCAAGUAUUAGAGAUCUUUUGAACCACAGGGGAUUUCUUCCUUUGAGCUAGUAAAUUGAAAAAUAUUCUUGUUAUAUUGGCUUAACUGGUAUGAAAAGUUCUGUGUAUCUGAUUAGUAGAUAGCAAAUUUAUAAUUGCUGAGAGAUUUCAAUACUCAUCACUUUAAAGCAUUGAAAUAAUGGCACUUUACAAAAUCUAUAGGCCCUCCUGUGCCAUUUAUGCUUCUCUUUCCGUGAGGGUAGGCUCAUUCUGAAGGAAUAAAUUUAUUUUCCACUGUUUUAUAGCUUGGGCUUGAAAAGCAGUUGUUGCUGCACAUUCUACAGACUAAUUUUGCAUACAGAUAAACUCUUGGGCAGUGAAAGCCAGGACUCGAGUCCAGUGCUGAAGGGCUUUGGUCUUGCUAAGACCAGUUUUUGUGGUUUCUCCUCCUCUUAGGCCUGACACUCUCUGCCAAACUGGAUGCGAGGGGCAGAGACAGAAGGGGAGCUGAUCACACCACGCAGGUGUGCGGCGAACAAGGGAAGCCCCCAGGCACCUGCGGGCUUUGUGUUUGCUUCAGUCAGCCCGGGCGGGUGAGCACGGCCUGUUCGCCGAGGGCAUCCGAGUCACAGCCGGCCCGACACCGGCGGGUCCUGCCCAGAGAGGCGUCCGCUUCUCCUCGUCCAUCCUCAGCCCAGUAAACCACAACAGCUGUGGCAGGCGAUGGCAGCAAGGAGGAACUAAACUUCCCUUCCCCUUUCUGGGAAUUGGUGUCUGCUUAGUUUCAGAGCCGAGAACGCGUUGUACCCCAUGUACUUCUGCGCAACCUUGGGGCAGUUUUGCUCACGCUUGUCUUCUGUGUGAAUUCACGAAACUGUCGGAGCGUGCACAAGGGCAGCUGAGCCACGCCCCGGGGCCGGCACGGUGGGCUUUGUGCGGGGGUUCUGUAGGCUUCGGCCCGAGCCGAGGGGAACGUUCCAGCCCACGCCCUGCGGGCCCGCAGCCGCACGGGCACGGCCCGGGCCCGCGCCUGCGCCCGCCCCUUCGCGGCACCCGUAGGAGCGCUCGGCGGCCCCGCCCGCCGCUCUCGGGAUUUAAUUACAGGGGCCGCUCGGCCGCGUGAUCUCCGGCACCGCUGCAGCUCCGCCGACAUGGCGUCCACCAGCCGUUUGGAUGUACUUCCGAGGGUGACUUGCCCAAAUCAUCCAGAUUCCAUUUUAGUGGAGGAUUACAGAGCUGGUGAUAUGAUUUGUUCUGAGUGUGGGCUAGUAGUAGGUGACCGGGUCAUAGACGUGGGGUCGGAGUGGAGAACGUUCAGCAAUGACAAAGCAACCAAGGACCCAUCUCGAGUCGGGGAUACCCAGAAUCCUUUGCUCAGUGAUGGCGACUUGAGUACAAUGAUUGGCAAGGGCACAGGUGCAGCAAGUUUUGAUGAAUUUGGGAAUUCAAAGUACCAAAAUCGCAGAACUAUGAGCAGCUCUGAUCGUGCGAUGAUGAAUGCUUUUAAAGAAAUUACAAACAUGGCAGACAGAAUCAACCUUCCUAGAAAUAUAGUUGAUCGAACAAAUAAUUUAUUCAAGCAAGUGUAUGAGCAAAAGAGCCUGAAGGGGAGAAGUAAUGAUGCUAUUGCUUCUGCUUGUCUCUACAUAGCCUGUAGGCAAGAGGGCGUUCCAAGAACAUUUAAAGAAAUAUGUGCAGUGUCCAGGAUUUCAAAGAAAGAAAUAGGCCGGUGUUUUAAACUUAUUUUGAAAGCUCUGGAAACCAGUGUUGAUUUGAUUACAACUGGAGACUUCAUGUCACGAUUCUGUUCUAAUCUGGGUCUUCCCAAACAAGUACAAAUGGCAGCAACACAUAUUGCCCGUAAAGCUGUGGAAUUAGACUUGGUUCCUGGGAGAAGCCCUAUCUCUGUAGCAGCUGCAGCUAUUUACAUGGCAUCACAGGCUUCUUCAGAGAAAAGGACACAAAAAGAAAUUGGUGAUAUUGCUGGUGUGGCCGAUGUUACGAUUAGACAGUCGUACAGGCUGAUCUAUCCUCGAGCUCCAGAUCUUUUCCCAGCAGACUUCAAGUUUGAUACCCCAGUAGACAAACUACCACAACUGUGAGAUGGCAGAGGGUUAAUUUCUAUUAACCCAGGCCCCCCCCCAAAAAAAAAAAAAACCAACAAAAACAAACUCUUUAUUUUUGCCUAUAAUAAAGGUUGUACAAAGUGUUAAUAUUGGGUCUUCGUGUUGUGGAACUGGAGGAUAUGGAGAUGGAGCAUAACUGCUGGAAGGCAGCAUACAUUCCAAGGGUAAACAAGCUCAUUGUGUGGCAUUUUGUAUGUAUAUAUUAGUGGAAGUAAAUAUUUAAUAUCUGUUGCAACAAAUUUAAUUUGAUACUGUUGUACUUAUUUAGAUUUCUUUUGUAGGGAUCGAGUAAGAUGUAUUUUGGAGAAUUUAAAAUAUUGUGUAAUUACCAAAUAAACUUUUCCAAAAACA
Molecule: messenger RNA, 3285 nt
Organism: Vidua chalybeata
Lineage: Eukaryota; Metazoa; Chordata; Aves; Passeriformes; Viduidae
Gene: GTF2B
Product: general transcription factor IIB
Exons: 7
Coding region: 1960-2910 (316 amino acids)
Biological process (GO): transcription preinitiation complex assembly; transcription initiation at RNA polymerase II promoter
Cellular component (GO): nucleus; transcription preinitiation complex
Molecular function (GO): TBP-class protein binding; RNA polymerase II general transcription initiation factor activity
Source: RefSeq, a predicted model, not a curated record